Molecule: messenger RNA, 1229 nt
Organism: Trypanosoma cruzi
Lineage: Eukaryota; Euglenozoa; Kinetoplastea; Trypanosomatida; Trypanosomatidae
Exons: 1
Source: RefSeq, a predicted model, not a curated record
CACUAGCCAGUAUCAAAGAAGGUCGUUCGCUGGAAAAUAUGGCCGAUUGGGAUACACUUUGCCCCCGUGGUAUUGUUCUUUACCGCGACGAUGGAACUGCAGCAAGAUUUUGUGAAAAAACGCCUGUAGAACUGGCACGCCAAGGCUGGUGUCUUGUUGCCUUUGACGUAGCCGUGGGUAAAUCCCGUUACCUUGAAGAAGAAGAAAUUAGACUAUUGCAGCACUUUUCCAUGGAAGAGUGUUUUAACACACUUUACAGUGACGGUUAUGACAGCAUUUCGGUUGCUUCUUGUAAUGCCUGCGUCAUAUUCCACCCAGAUCAGAUGAUCCCGCGAUUUGUUGUUAGCAUCUAUGCUCCAAACAAAAUCCGUCAGCCAAAUAACCCCACCAUGACACCUGCAGUGGAGCCUCCGGCCAUGACAUCUUAUCCAAUGAAAAAAGGGGGGAAGUUAGGUAAGGAAUUGCAACCAACACCAACAACGGUAGGAAUAAAGCCGAAUGCUUCAAAUACACCCUCAAAACCAUCUUCCGUCAUCUCAUUGGAUGCAAUCAAUUGCCAGAAACAUUCGGGAAAGGAGGUGGAAUUUUGGUGCCCAGAGGAGAAGAGGCUGUUAUGCAGUCAUUGCCUUUUUUAUGAUGGAUACAGCAAUAGUAAUUGCCUACUGGUGGCUGAGGCAGUUCGAAUGGAGGCGCCAGGACUCGAACGUUGGGUUCAAAAUGCGGAAACCUUUACGAAAGAGAUUGAUUCCGUUAACAAUCUUUUUCGCUCCGCAGAACGAGAUAUAGACACAUGCGAAAAAGAACGGAAAGAAGAAUUGUGUGAGCAUUUUAAACGUGUACGUGCAAAGUUGAAUGUGUUGGAGGAAGAGCUUACCUCACAAAUUGAAAGCAGGAGUGAAGAGCAGCGACAGUCCCUGCGGAAUUCUUUGGCAGAAGUUCAGGCUACCGUGGAAAAGGUAAAUCGUCUUAUUGGUGAAGCUGCAAAACCACUUUUAAAUUAUCGUGCUGGAAAUAUAGACCACAGGAAUGCAGUGGCCCUUUUGAAUGUGACACAGUCAGUGUUUGACAACUGGCGUGCCGUGAAUAUUCCCAUGUACUCCGUCGUCAUUGGUUGGGACAGAGACAUUUUUAACGAAUUAGAGGGCGCAUUGCAGCCCACUUUGGCCACUGAGAGCGAGGGACAAGUAGAGUUGCCGGAGGCUAUAGAUGUCAAUUACCUUAAAAAUUAA